Laetiporus sulphureus 93-53 is the source of this 784-nucleotide messenger RNA. RefSeq lists its product as uncharacterized. The transcript is spliced from 3 exons. NCBI's taxonomy places the organism in Eukaryota, Fungi, Basidiomycota, Agaricomycetes, Polyporales, Laetiporaceae. The coding region runs from base 161 to 721 and encodes 186 amino acids. The record is from RefSeq and is a predicted model, not a curated record.
CUCCUGGAGCACUUUGAAUGCCUCCCCAAUCUCCAUCUCCAUUUCCUCUUCCGCCUCCCAGUCGCGAUUGUCCGUCUCCAUACCCGAAACCUGCAACCCCGUGCGUAAUUCCACUACCGUGCUGUAAUUAUCGAUUGCCGCAAGGUACGACUCGAGACGCAUGUGCCGAAUCACGGAAAGGGUCUCUGCCAUCUCCACCCUCUCUGCCCAUACCUUCACCUUCUCCUUGCAGCUCGCCUCGGAAAACUCUGGAUCCUCCUCAACAGCCAAUCCACGUAGCCAUCCUCCUUUUUCUGAGUUUCACCUGCAUUCGUCACCCACUUCUGCAUCAAUCAUCUCCUCUUCCACCUGCGUCACGCCAUCUCGUCCCCUAUGUGUUUGUCUCAACACACCUUCAACGUGUUUGCUGGACUUCGAUGCCCCGCUCGCCAAUUCCGCGCCCGUACCAGCCAGCAUCUCUUCCUGUUGGAACAACGUUAGUCCUCACCAGACCCCGCUAGAGAGAGCGACUCACCAGUCUAGCUAUCUGCCUAUUCGUCCUCUCAACCAGGUUCGCAUCAAGACGAGCCGCUUCUUGCCGUCGCUGGUCAAUGCGUGCAGCGAUCUGCUUGUGCUCCAGUGUCGCAAUCACCUCGGUUGCCUGUCGUGGCUUUGGCGCGCUGGACGUGACGAAGGUCGUCUGUUCCUCUGCGCUUCGAGUUUCGUACACGGCAUCUUCUGAGGGGGACAUGAUAGUUGCACGCGAGCUGCAAUCUUUGCAAGCCAGCUGCUGUUAGCUACUUAG